Molecule: messenger RNA, 1116 nt
Organism: Trichoderma harzianum CBS 226.95
Lineage: Eukaryota; Fungi; Ascomycota; Sordariomycetes; Hypocreales; Hypocreaceae
Exons: 4
Coding region: 1-702 (233 amino acids)
Biological process (GO): protein import into mitochondrial matrix
Cellular component (GO): TIM23 mitochondrial import inner membrane translocase complex
Source: RefSeq, a predicted model, not a curated record
AUGAUGAAGCCAACAACAUCCGUUCCCGCGAUUCGAUCUGCCACGAAUUCCGCAAUUGCACGAUCUGCUCGGCCUCUCUUCGUACGCCAUUUUGCGUCUCCGACUGGUCUGGGAACUACCGCAAACCCAAAAUCUAAGCGGAGAAGCGUCACGCCAUUCAACGACACCGGAUUUGUGCCAUGGAGCGAACUAUCAGCUGCCGAGAAGGCGGCGAGGGCAACCCAACAGUCUUAUAACUUUGGCAUGGUUAUCAUUGGUCUCGUUUGCACCGGAGGUGUUACAUACUUUCUUUGGACGGAUGUCUUUUCUCCCGAGAGCAAGACAAAUCAGUUCAACAGAGCCGUGAACAUGAUCAAAAAGGAUCACAGAUGCCUUGAGCUUCUAGGUGAUGCGAACAAGAUUUCAGCUCAUGGAGAUGAGACGUUUAAUAAAUGGAGGAGGGCACGACCGAUUACGUCCACUGAGAGGACAGACUCCCAGGGCAACCAGCAUCUCAUGAUGCAUUUCUAUGUCGAGGGCCCUCUGGCAAACGGAGUAGUACAAUGCCACAUGAUUAUGCCUCGUGGCCAGAGCGAAUAUGAGUACCAAUACCUAUUCGUAGAUAUCAAGGGCCACGAAAGGAUAUAUCUGGAGAAUGCAGAUACUGCCGCCUCGCGGUCAGGAAAGAAACCUCUGACCUUUUUCGGAGUUAAAUGGGGAUAACGAAUGACAGUGGGGAGUCAUUUCUCCUUCUGGGAGACUUUAUUGGAAGUCCAUCACAAGACAUCUUUAUGAAUCGUCGAGAGACAGACAUGUAUACUACCAUGUUAACUACGGGGUGCAUAAUCUGCACUUUGAAAGCCAAUUAUUUGGCACCUCUGUGGCUAGAGGCUGCUAGAAGUUUUGAUUUGCGUAUUGGCCGUCUGCAAACGCGUUUUGCGCCUUGUCUUUGGGACUUGUCUUUGGGACUUGAUGGAGUAGCUUUCAGAUACCUUUAUGGCUCUAACUUGAACUCACACUAGCAUAUGGUUAGUUAAACACACUCCAGGAUAGUAUCCGUCCUCGAUGUCGAGAGCCUCGCAAAUACAAGGUCCAUCAAGUAGACAGAAAUGUCGAUGUUAUGCGGACUGUCCUAUG